This is a messenger RNA of Gymnodraco acuticeps, 2613 nucleotides long. RefSeq names its product RCC1 like (gene rcc1l). Lineage: Eukaryota; Metazoa; Chordata; Actinopteri; Perciformes; Bathydraconidae. Bases 173 to 1525 code for a protein of 450 amino acids. The record is from RefSeq and is a predicted model, not a curated record. The transcript is spliced from 12 exons.
ACGAGAGAGAAGAACACCCGGGUUACUCCUCAGAUUAACUGAAGGUAAACAAACGCGUGAAAAUGACAUUGAAAUAUUUAACUGUAGUUUCAUCUGAUUCACAUCGCUGAUAACAACAGUUAGAUUGUCUGCCUUUUAAACACAUUAUUAAACCCGGAUCAGGAAGUAAAGGAUGGCUCUCUCCUGUGUGCGUCUCUGCUCUCGUCACGUCACCAGAGGCCUUCAGGUCUGUGGUUAUUCAACCCUCAAUAAGUCCUCCAGCCCGCGGGAGAGAAGCGACUCUGGUCCAGUGUUUCAGUACGUCGGCCAGAACAAGAAGCCCAACCACAAGGUGUUUGUUUGGGGCUUCUCGUUCACCGGCGCCCUGGGGAUCCCCAGCCUGGUGGUGCCGGACAGCGGCAGGAAGAAACCUCGCAAAUACCAGCUGACUCCGUACCGUCUGGAGACAGCAGAGAAGAUCUCGUCGGCUGCUUGUGGUUACGGCUUCACGCUCAUCGCCUCGCAGACCAAAGAUGUGAUCAAGCUGUGGGGCAUGGGCCUGAAUAAGGACUCUCAGCUCGGCUUCCAGCGCACGCAGGACAGCCGCCAUAAGAGUUAUGACUUUGUGUUGGAGCCGUCUCCGGUGGCUCUUCCUCUCCAGAAGCCUCUUCAGACUCGAGUGCUUCAGGUCUCGAGCGGUCGAGCUCACUCUCUGAUCCUCACCGACCAGGAGGGAGUUUUCAGUAUGGGCAACAACGCGUACGGCCAGUGUGGGAGGCCAAUAGUCGAAGAUGAAGUUUACAGUGGCAGUCACACCAUCCACAGAAUGACAGGUUUCAGCAGCAGAGUCACACAGGUGGCGUGUGGCCAGGAUCACAGUCUGUUCCUCACUGAGACGGGGACAGUGUUUGCAUGCGGAUGGGGAGCAGACGGACAGACUGGUCUGGGCCACCACCAGGUGAGCUGCAGCCCGGUGGAGGUGGGGGGGGAUCUGGCGGGGGUGGAGGUGCAGCAGAUCAGCUCAUAUGGAGACUGCAGUCUGGCUGUGUCUAAAGAUGGAGAUCUGUACGGCUGGGGAAACUCAGAGUACCUGCAGCUGGCCUCCGUCACCGAGGCAACACAGAUGAACUCUCCUCGACGUCUUCCUCUGAAAGACUGUGGGAAGCUGGUGCAGGCGGCAUGUGGAGGAACACAGGUGGCUGUUCUUAACGAUAAAGGAGAGGUGUUCGUUUGGGGCUACGGCAUUCUUGGAAAAGGUCCCAAACUUUCUGAAUCCUCGACCCCGGAGAGAAUUCCCUCGACUCUGUUCGGACGCUCCGAGUUGAACCCCUCUGUCGUCACCAAGAUCCGCUGUGGACUCAACCAUUUCGCUGCAGUGACGGAUCGAGGAGAGCUCUUUGUCUGGGGGAAGAAUGUGAGAGGAUGUUUGGGCAUCGGGAAGAGAGACGACCAGUUCUUCCCGUGGAGAGUGACUGUACCUGGUCAGGUGGUGGACGUAGUGUGUGGUGUUGAUCACAUGGUGGCGCUGGUGAAGUCCCUCCUGUGAGCUCCUGGAUGAAAGGUUCGGAUGUUUGACCCCCCGCGGGGAGCCGAUCGGGGGCCACGCUGGAGUCUUGAAGCCAUCUGCUCUCCACAGGCGACGAACCCUCGUGUCCCUGUGACGUCAAGCCGAGUUCACGGCGGUCGAUUCUGCAGCAAACUGUCACCGACACGACUCUCUUUACCCUGCAUGAAGGUCAUCUGGGAAACGCUUCAAAGGAGAGUUUUGUUUUAUUUCAACUGGAGCUGAAACGAUGAAUCUAUUCAGCCAAGCAAAACAGAGAAAGAAUGUGAACAAUUCUGCCAUAACAGCAUGUGAGGAUUCACUGCUUGUUCUCUGUGUUGUGUGAUUGUAAACUGAACAUCUUAAGGUUGAUUCGACAAAGCAAGACCUUUGAAGGAGACUGGGAUUGGAAUUGUUCUGUAUUUUCUGACAUUUUAUUGAUUUAACGAUGCAAGACUAAAAGUUGUAGUUUCAGCUCUGAUAAGGCCAAGUUGAAAUGAACAGGAGUGGCUUUCUUUAAGACAACUGUUUAAAUGUGAUAUAUUCUGUAAAAUGUCAUUUCAUUGGCCACUACACGAGAAAAUAACUCAAAUUGACUGAAAUAAAAAGCCUUAUGCGCUUUUGAGAUAUCCUCAAAUGAUAUGUUGUAGCACUCUGCAGACCAGCGACAUAUUUGUUAAACAUUGUUCCAUUUGUAAAAGCCAGCUACAGCAAAACAAUGCACACACAAAUUAAGUCCUUACUGCCAGCUGCAAAUAGAGGUGAAGGCCCUCCUCCGCCUGGGAGAAGCUCAUCUGGGAGAAUCAAUUUUACAACAUGGUCUGUGUGUCAUCAAUAGUGUGUGCAUGUUGUGCAUAACUUGACUUAUGUUGUGCCGUUCUCCCAGUCUGGAUGUUUCAGAAAAUGAACCCACUAUCCGUGAUAGUUUUCCAUUAAAAACACAACAUGCAAUGCAGAAAAUAUCCAUCCAUCUUCUCCCGCUUAUCCGUGGUCGGGUCGCGGGGGCAGCAGUUCCAGCAGAGAGCCCCAAACUUUCCUUGCAAUGCAGAAAAUAUGCUAUAUCAAAAAUAAAUGUUGUUUUUUUACCAGCA